Molecule: messenger RNA, 2036 nt
Organism: Chlorocebus sabaeus (green monkey)
Lineage: Eukaryota; Metazoa; Chordata; Mammalia; Primates; Cercopithecidae
Gene: NUDT18
Product: nudix hydrolase 18
Molecular function (GO): 8-oxo-GDP phosphatase activity; 8-oxo-dGDP phosphatase activity
Source: RefSeq, a predicted model, not a curated record
UCCUUAAAGGCAGGGGUUUAUGUCCCCUUCCCCACAGGCCCCGUGACAUUUAUUACUCUUGAAUGCAGUGAGAAGAAAGUUAUUUGGGAGAUGAUCAACUCCGGCAAUGCCAUCGUGUGUUCACGGCAACAGCUGGGCAGUGGGUCCAAGGGACGGCCCCGGGCCUCCGUGACGUCACCGGGCUGUUGCGUCAUAGUCGCCUACCCCUGCGUCGCAACGCGCCCUGCAGGAAGGAUGACGUCACGGUCGGAGCUCCUGCAGACCAGUGCGCGCUCGGGGAGUAGGCGAGUCGGGGGCGGCUGGGAGACGUCCUGAGCGCGCGGGACUGAUAGGCGGCAGAACCCGGGCGGGGUCCUCCGAGCUCCGGCCCGGCGCCCACCCAGUUGCCCGGCGGCCCCGGGUGGCCCCGCCCCUUUGGAGACUGCCACGGGCCGGCCAAUCCGGGCAGGCCGCGACGCCGCGCAGCCUAUCAGCGGCCAGGGCUCGCGUGCGCUUCCGCGUUCGCGUGCGCUUCCGCGUUCUCGUGCGGGACAGGCCUGCUGCCGCAGGGACUGGGAGAGGGCGCCGGAGCCCACGCUCGCCCGCGGCUCGGCUCAGCCAGUCUGCGAGUACUCAGGCCGCCGCCCCCCGGGGUACCCGAUGGCCUCGGAGGGCCUGACGGGAGCGCUGGCUGCCGUGCUGGCGGGCCAGGGGCCGAGCGUGCAGAGCUGCGACUCGGCGCCGGCCGGGGAGCCGCCGGUGCCCGUGCGGCUGCGGAAGAACGUGUGCUACGUGGUGCUGGCCGUGUUCCUCAGCGAGCAGGAUGAGGUGCUACUGAUCCAGGAGGCCAAGAGGGAGUGCCGGGGGUCGUGGUACCUGCCUGCGGGGAGAAUGGAGCCGGGGGAGACCAUCGUGGAGGCGCUGCAGCGGGAGGUGAAGGAGGAGGCGGGGCUGCACUGUGAGCCCGAGACACUGCUGUCCGUGGAGGAACGGGGCCCCUCCUGGGUCCGCUUCGUGUUCCUCGCUCGCCCCACAGGUGGAAUUCUCAAGACUUCCAAGGAGGCCGAUGCGGAGUCCCUGCAGGCUGCCUGGUACCCACGGAGCUCCCUGCCCACUCCGCUGCGAGCCCAUGACAUCCUGCACCUGGUUGAGCUAGCCGCCCAGUAUCGCCAGCAAGCCAGGCACCCUCUCAUUCUGCCGCAAGAGCUACCCUGUGACCUGGUCUGCCAGCGGCUCGUGGUCACCUUUACCAGCGCCCAGACAGUGUGGGUGUUGGUGGGCACAGUGGGGAUACCUCACUUGCCUGUCACUGCCUGUGGCCUCGACCCUGUGGAGCAGAGGGGUGGCAUGAAGAUGGCCAUCCUACGGUUGCUGCAGGAGUGUCUGACCCUGCACCACUUGGUGGUGGAGAUCAAGGGGUUGCUUGGACUGCAGCACCUGGGCCGAGAUCACAGUGAUGGCAUCUGUCUGAAUGUGCUGGUGACCGUGGCUUUUCGGAGCCCAGGGAUCCAGGAUGAACCCCCAAAGAUUCGGGGUGAGAACUUCUUUUGGUGGAAGGUGACGGAGGAGGACCUGCAAAGCCAGCUCCUCAAGCGGCUUCAGGGAUCCUCUGUUGUCCCAGUGAACAGAUAGGGAGGUGGAGGAGGUGACAAGGAGCUAAGCAGCCAUGCUCCCUCCAGUGCAGACAUGUCUCCCUCUGAGGGAGGCAAGAGGCUGGCGAUCAGGGAUCUUGUUGCAUUGGGAGCAGGGGCAGCUCUCCUGGUUCCCAGGAGAGAUGCUUUGAGCAGCAUUCCUCUACAUUGCACAAGGGACAGUGCCUUUAACCAAGCAAGGAGUCCAAAGCUCAGGACCUGACAACCCUGAAGGCACACUGACACCUCUCCCCAGGGGGACGGGGAGCCUUCUGCACCACCAGUGGCAUCUCCUCAUGUUCUGUGCCCUCCUUGGGAAAGGCCUGCAUCCUGAUCCUUCCAGGCCCUUGGAGCCUGGGGGGGCACUGGGGAAGGUGUCCCGAGGGAGGAGCCCCUUGCUGAGUAAAGAGGUGUUACUUACCUUGC